CUGUGUCGCUCCGGUGAUCCGCACAGAAAGGUGCACGCGCGCAUUCAACACGGUUGUGUGCCCCGAUCCGAGGUUCUUGUGUGAUUUUGUGGAUUUAUACGAUCGGAAACGGAACGGAUUUGCUCGAGCCCCAGAGCUUAGGUGCUGGGCCGCAAAGCCGUCGGUAUUUUAUUGUAUUGUGAUCGCAAAUCGCCUUCGCCCCAUCUUUUUGUCAAGCUUAAAAGCUUAAGUUAUUACCUACCGCGACAUGUUGUGCGUCAUUUGACCGAUUUGAUUUGCUAAUUCUAGCCAAGUUUUUCUCGAAAAGAAACCGCAUAAAUCUUGAUUUAAUCAAAGUGUUGAAUAUGCAAUGAUUCCCUGAAUACCUAUGCAAAGAAUAGGCAAUAAUCAAAGCAAAUAGUGUGCAAUAGAAACCCCACUUUGGAUCUAAUAAUAUAAGUAAAUAGUUCUUCCACAUACCUAAGUAAAUAAAGCAAAUACAAGUUAUUGAUCAAGUGUCAAACAUUGUGGCUGAUCGAAGUAAAUUAUGAAGUAACCGUUUAUGCCAAAUACUAUUGGAGCUAGCUCUAUAACCAAAUGGAUAUCGCAAAUUGAAUCUUUCGAGCAGAGAGAAUUGUGUUUAAAUAUUUGCAAACGUGCGAUCGACGAAAUGUAUGCGGAUAAUAAACGUGGCCUAGACAAGGUGACGGCUUCGACCACGCCCAGCCACGCCCUCCAGCAGCAGCAACACCCCCACCAGCAGCAGCAGCAGCAACAUCUGCAACAUGUCCUGCAACUGCAGCAGCAGCAACAGCAACAGCAGCAACACCUACAACAGCAGCAGCAGCAUCACUUGCAACACCAGAUGCAUACGCAUCAUAACUUCCAGCAACAUGAAACGCCAGCAACACUGUCGCAACAGCAGCAUAUGCAGCAGCAGCAACAGGCUACACAGCAGCAACACACGGCGCAGCAGCAACAUGCGACACAGCAGCAACAGCAACAGACAGCCGGCAUGUUUACAAGAUUCGAUGCCAACAAGUCGACGAAGGGCGCCUCGAAGAUGCGACGCGAUCUCAUAAAUGCGGAGAUAGCCAAUCUGAGGGAUCUCCUGCCGCUGCCCCAAUCGACGCGCCAGCGCCUCUCGCAACUGCAGCUGAUGGCUCUGGUCUGUGUCUAUGUGCGGAAAGCCAACUACUUCAAACAAGUUUUCGAGCGGCACAAUGCGAUGCAUCAUCUUCAUCACCAGACAGCAACACCAAAUAUUGGCUUCUCAAAGGCACUCUCCGGCUUUUUGAUGAUGCUCACACAAAAUGGCAAAUUGCUCUAUAUAUCGGAUAAUGCGGCCGAGUACUUGGGCCAUUCCAUGGAGGAUCUGCUGAUACACGGUGACUCCGUUUACGAUAUCAUUGACAAACAGGAUCACGCAACCAUCCAGGCCGAACUGAAUAGGAACGUGCCGCCGCAGCCGGGUGGCUCGAGUCAGGCGAACAGCAGUGGUGCUGGCACCACCGGCGACUCAACGUCCACCAAUGGCAGUGCCGGUGGUGCUGGUGGCGCCUCCAGUCUCGAGGGCGAGCAUCGCAUGUUCCUCUGUCGCAUGAAUGUUAGCCGCAAUGCGCGACGGCAAAUGCGUUUUGGCGAUCAGAAGGUUGUCCUCGUCCAGGGUCACUAUUUGUCAUUCCUGCCGCUCUGCAGUCGCAACGAGCCCGUCUUCUUGGCCACCUGCACUCCGAUCGCCAUGCCCGAAACCAGGGAGUGUGUGGUGCAAGGUGCCACGAACGUCUUCACCACCAUCCACUCGAUGGACAUGAAAAUAGCCCACAUCGACAAGAAUGGCGAGUUUCACUUGGGCUACGAUAAGACCACGCUGCAGGGCACUUCCUGGUACAAUCUCAUCCACAGCGAAAAUCUGAGAGAGGCGCAGAAUAAACACAGACUAAUUACGCAAUCGGAACAGGAUCGAAGUUGUAUUCUUUUGGUGAGAAUGCAAAGAUCCAGUGGAGAAUACACGUGGGUUCACGUAGUUUUACAGGUGCGAGAUAGUCCCGAUUCCACUCAACAACCUGUUAUCGUUUGCACGAACCAAGUACUAAAUGAGCGCGAGGCCUCGAUCAUGUUGGCCAACUCCUGGCUGUAUCACUACUAUACCGUCCAGUCGAAGAUCCAGUUCGGAAUGCCACUGGACAGUGGAAUCCGUGUGCCUCCUGGAACUCCCUCCAGUGGAUACUACAGUCCUCAUGCCUCCCAUCCGCCUUCCACUCCAGGUGGAGCCACGCCCACUUUGGGCAUAACGAGUGGCUUUGGCAGCCAUGCACACCACACACACCACUCGCACCACCCACACCACCACCAUCAUCACCACCAUCCGGCGACCGCCUAUCACCACCAUCCGCACAUGGGAACCUACGGCGGAGUCUAUCACGCCGAUUCAGCCAUCGAACUCAAGGAGGAUCAGCCGCUGUUCAGUUUUCAGGAACCGGUGGACUACAGCCAGGUUAAUCCCUCCAAUUCGACGAGUACCCCCAAUCCGCCCACUUCCAAAUCGGCCACGCCCCCGCCGCCCAAGAAGAGAGCUCGCAAGCUGGAACCACUCUACUUGCACGCGGAACGCUCUCCGGCGGCGGCGAUUACUCCGGAACCCGAUUGCUAUGCCAUCCACACUCAUCCGGCAGCUGCAUAUGCCACCUCAUCGGUGGCCAGUAGCGAUGCCUCCGUUAUAUAUGCCACCAUAGUUCCCACGAGACCGAGGUUACCCAAUAAAACACUGCCUCCCGAUCCGGCGGACUUCAUCGAACAGUGGAAUCCCAGUCCUCCGUGGUCGGAAUCGGCGCAGAAGGCUUCGCUGGAUAGCUUUGGAUCCUCCCACGAGCUGAGUCCCUGCAUAACGACCACGCCCCCUACGCCCACUAGUGCCACGCCCCACCAAAGUGGCCUCGGCACCACGCAGGCCAUUGGACCGGCGUUCAGUUUCGAGUGGAUGUCGGAUCCUUUGGUGCCGGUGGCCUAUCAGCAGUGGCCGCCAACCGGUGACCACCACCAGCACCUUUCGCAGCACCUGAGCCAGAGUCAGAGCCACCAAAAUCCCCUCCAGCAGCAGCAGCAACAUCAGCAGCAGCAGCAGAUUCUACUGGGCCAACAGCCACAUCUGCACCACCAACAUCAGCACUUAGCACUUCAUCACGGAAGGGAGGAGCAGGAAGCGGCGGCGACGGCGGCAGCGGCGGCAGCGGCGGCAGUGGUCGUGGUGCCACCGAUACCCAUUUCGAUACCGAUACCGAUACAGAUGCCAGCGAUGCCAGCGGCCACGGGCCAUGGGGAUGCCGGCGAACCGGUUGAGGAUAGAGAUCCCAAAAAUUAGUGACCAGCAAAGCUCGGAAAUACCCAGAGAUCGGGGAUCGGAGACUGGGGAUUGGAGAUCUUUCAUGGCGGCCAGGUGAUAAUCACACUUAAAUUAAUUGCCACUUGUCAUCUUAGCGCUUAAAUUAUUUUUACCUAACAAAGAAAACAAAAACGCAAGUGCUAUAACACAUUCGUUUCUCGAUAUAACAGCUAAUUUAAGUGAUUUCCACAAAGCCCUUUUGUUUUCCAAUUCCAAUUUUGUAUGUGCAAUCUUGAAAAGAACACUUAAAAAUAAGUAUGAGUCUAUAUGCAUGAGAAUAGCGCUUGGAAAUUAGUUUCGCGAUUGGCCCGCAAAAUAUUACAAACAGUAGCGAGAAAUAUCCAAGCCAAGCCAAGAGAGCUCUAUUAGUGUUAACGUUUUUAUUAGCGACAUUUUUAUGGCGCGCGCUUAAAGUUUACGAUAAUUCGUAUUUCUGUACCAUGUAUUUGUAACUCCACAAUUACACAUAUGCAU
Molecule: messenger RNA, 3835 nt
Organism: Drosophila ficusphila
Lineage: Eukaryota; Metazoa; Arthropoda; Insecta; Diptera; Drosophilidae
Gene: dysf
Product: E3 ubiquitin-protein ligase Arkadia
Exons: 11
Coding region: 542-3340 (932 amino acids)
Biological process (GO): regulation of transcription by RNA polymerase II
Molecular function (GO): RNA polymerase II transcription regulatory region sequence-specific DNA binding; protein dimerization activity; DNA-binding transcription factor activity, RNA polymerase II-specific
Source: RefSeq, a predicted model, not a curated record